AAGUGCCUGAGGUACACAUUUGAAUGGACUUCAUGGGCUUCAGCGUUUACAUCCAUUUAGACAUCUCCUGGAAUGGAACAAAGACUGCCAUCGUUAUGUUAGAGCCAAAAUGUUUUUAACUAGUUUUUAAAGUGUCAAACAUUCUUGUUUAAACUGGAGAAGAAGUUGAUGGCCACCAGCCAUGAAGGCAGGGUGUGUCACCGUCAUCUCAGAGUGGUGUGGGAGGGGACAGGUAUGAAUGAUGUGUUGAGGAUCGGGGAGUCGUCACACCCUCUUUCAUUCCAGCUCCACUCAGCUCACAAACACGCAGCGACACAGUAAAGUCUUUCAACAUCACUUCCUGUCACCGUAGAGAGAAACUGGAGCAGUGGACAGAUUUACAUCGCACUCACAUGGUGUCCAGCCACUAGGACUGGAUAAAGCUAGGUUUUGUACUAGAGCGUAAUUCCUGGAUUCCUUGAGCAUUGUGGAUAUGGGAGGCAGAGAGGAGGUAGUGGUGAGCAGACUCAAGUCCAACAUGCCGUUUUCACGCACCAGGUUGAAUCGUUUCAGGCUCCGUCCUGUCCACACAGUGAGGAGUAAGCAUGUGAAGUCCCAGAAGAUAAAAGCCAGAAAUCCCAGCCCCACCGAGAUGAGCGUGGAGCCCUGGGCCAGCCCGCAGGACCAGGCAGCAGCUGAGCACACAGACAGGACGCACACGCCACCCUCCCAAGAUCAGGAGCAGCACCCCGACAAACUCUGCCUGGACUCGUUCUGGAGUGAGGUAGAGACCAUCCGACAGGGGAGUGGCUACACAGACCUUGACUGCACCAGGAGAGACUCCAGACAGUCUGAAGAGGGUGAACAGGAGGAGCAGUGGUUGGCCGAUGCCGGUUUAUCAAACCUCAUCAAUGAGGACUGCGAGGAUGUAGACAAUGCGGUACUGCUGUCCACUCUGACCCGGACACAGGCCGAGGCCGUCCAGCGUCGACUGGAUUCCUACACGCUGUCCCUCCGCAAGAGGAACAAACCGGCACCACGUGACGUCCGUGACGUCUUCACCUCUCCCAUCACUAAGCAGACCCAGCAUAGUGAAGACCUUGCACAGAACAGCAUGGCAUCAGUUGCCAAAACACCUCUAUCAGGGUGUGUUUCACGCUCAGCCAUGACGCCAGAGCAUCAGCGAGGUGCUGCUAAAGAGGAAUUCUUCAUCACAGACGUUUCCUACUGCGAGCAGGCCGUCAUCUUCCUCAAACAGGCCAAGCUCCCGCAGAACAACAGCCAACGCAGAAAAGAGGAUGGCACCCUGCCUCGGGUGAUCUGCCCCAAGUGCCGUCUAGGAGUGACUCGUAUUCAGGAUCUCUCCCACACUGACAUGAAGAAGGUGCGUCAGUUGGCUCUCAUCGACAUGACGGCGCUGUGCGACCUCUUAGAGCUGGAGGUCAAAAGACACAAAACCAGCAAGAGGAAAACCCCAGAUAGCCCACUCUUCGGGGUGCCGCUGGCCACGCAGCUGGAGAACGAUCAGAAAAUCAAGCCCAACACGACGACUCCUCUCUUCCUGCAGACUUUGUUGUCGUUUUUGGAGAAGAAAGGAGUCGAUUCAGAGGGGAUCCUGCGGGUUCCAGGAUCUCAGUCCAGAAUCAAGCUGCUGCAGCAGAACUUGGAGGCCAACUUCUACUCAGGGCAGGUCAGCUGGGACGAGGUGAGUCCAAACGACGCUGCUGCACUGCUCAAGAAGUUCAUCCGGGAACUGCCCGCUCCUUUGCUCACCGCCGAGUACCUCAACACCUUCAGCGCUGUCAGAGACAUCACCGAGCUGAAACAGAAACUCCACAUGUUGAACCUGCUCAUCCUGCUGCUGCCUGAGCCCAACAGGAACACACUGAAGGCCCUCCUUGAGUUCCUCAGUAAGGUGAUUUCCAGGGAGAAGAGGAACAGGAUGAACCUUUGGGCCGUAGCAACCAUCAUGGCUCCCAACCUCUUCCUCCAUAAGGCUGUCCCCAGUAGGCUGACUGAGGGGGCAGAGAAAGGACAUGCAGAGAAGGCAGCCGAUGUUAUGAGGCUCCUCAUCCGCUACCAGGACCUGCUCUGGACGAUCCCUAAUUUCCUCAUGAGCCAGGUGCGUAAGCUGAAUGAGAACAGUAACCGGCGUUACCAGUUCUACGAUCGCCGCAUCAAGAACCUGCUGAGGAAGAUUCACACAGACAGCCGGGACAAACCUGAUAAAAACACCUCAGAGCUGUGCCGUACGGUAAAGAUCCAGGUUGGAGAUUUGGUGAGCAGCACCAUGGAGUAUCAGCUCACCGUCAACUCCCGAGCCUCAGACCUCCUCGCCCAGUUUCAACGCCAGUCCGUACGCAGCCCUGAAAAUGGAAAGGGUAAAAUGCGAAGAAACGGUUCUGUGGCGUAUCCAGACUGUGCCCUGUACGAAGUAGGAGGCAAUAUUGGUGAACACUGCCUGGAUCCCGACACACACCUCCUGGAUUUGUACAACAGUAACCAUGGAGGAGAAUGGAUCAUCAAGCUGAGACCCAACGCCAGCAGAGGGCUGUGAAGGAUGGACAGACAGAUCGGGGAAAAGCUCGCCACAGAAGGACAAUGGCAGAGCCUAAAAAAAGAUCAAAUCUACUACGCAGCCCUCUCUUUUUUUGUCCUUUUCAUCCUUGGAGCAACGAGGGAGAAGGAGAUAGAUGGACAGAUGGAGAAAGCAGAAACAGAUAGACGGAGAAUCUGCCAGGAGCAGAACCAAAAAAAAAAACUAUAUGAUCAGAUGAACACACAUUGCCCUCUUUCUCUUUCUCCUCUUUUUCCCCCCUUCACUCCAUCAUUCCUCUCCUUUCUACGGGACUACUACGCUGGGAGCAAAAAGCUGCUGACGUGACUCAUUACUUCCAACAGAGAACGUGCCGCAUAAAAAAAAACAA
Molecule: messenger RNA, 2906 nt
Organism: Larimichthys crocea (large yellow croaker)
Lineage: Eukaryota; Metazoa; Chordata; Actinopteri; Sciaenidae
Gene: arhgap40
Product: Rho GTPase activating protein 40
Exons: 15
Coding region: 473-2536 (687 amino acids)
Biological process (GO): signal transduction; regulation of actin filament polymerization; regulation of small GTPase mediated signal transduction
Cellular component (GO): cytoplasm
Molecular function (GO): GTPase activator activity
Source: RefSeq, a predicted model, not a curated record